This is a messenger RNA of Arachis ipaensis, 894 nucleotides long. Lineage: Eukaryota; Viridiplantae; Streptophyta; Magnoliopsida; Fabales; Fabaceae. The record is from RefSeq and is a predicted model, not a curated record.
AUGCCACCGCGCCGUCAUCACGCCGCUGCCACGGUUCUGAAGAGCUGCUACGCGAGGAGCCCUGGUCCGUUCACGAGCCUCUGUCAUGCACGAGCAGAGGAGAGAGAUCGGGCAGAGAGAGAGAGAGACGCGAGGAGGAAGAAGGGAUUCACGCUGCCAACUAUGCCGCCACCGCCGCGGGAGGGUCGCCAUCGUCGUCCUCGCCGUCGACGAAGCUUCAGCCACCGUCACGCCUGGCUGUCGCCAGGGUUGCCACCGCCGCGUCUCACCACUAAAGACUACGCUGUUGCCGAACCGGGCCAGAUUCACCGAUUAAUGCUACUGCCGCCACUGGCUUGCCAUUUCUGCUCGGCUGUGCCCUUAUUCGCCGUUCUAAUUGUUGAAAGGAAAUGUUGUCGAAGCUAUAGUUUCUCUGUUCCCCAUUCUUUUGUUUCUUUUCUGCUAAAGCUGCUGUGUUUGCGGUUAUUACUUUUUCUUGCCGAUCUUCUUCGCUAGCAGAGGGUGCUUGGAAUACAAAUCAUAACGUAGCUGCUGCAGAAUAAGGUGAAAAGAGGGUUUAUCGCGUUAAAAUCGCUGCGGGUUUGAUUCUUUGAGGUAGGGUUUUUCUUAAAAUCUAAUUUAUAUUACAGAGUUGUGAUAAAUAGAUAUUAAUGUGAGAGAACAUAUGCCUGUGAUUAUAAUUGUCUUCUAAAUGUGGUUGUUUGCUGGACUGAAUGACUGAUUGCUUGAUUGCUUGAGUAGCUUGUGAUUGCUGAAAAGAAAUUAGUUUGAAAGGUUAUUUAAUUGAUUAUUAUGAAAAAUGAUUUUUCUUGGUUUUGAAGCUAUUUUUGAUGAUGUAAAGGAAUUGGCUUUGGAAAUGGUUUAAUUUUGAGUUAGUGACUUUAUAAAUGACUU